AUGCUGCCAACAAACGUUAUGUCUUUUAUGAAAAAAAUGGUGGCGCAAGAGGAAACGGCAGUGCCAGGUCAGAUAGAAACACCUGGCACUUUCGGCAAGCUGCGUCAGACUUUAUCAUCUUCACUACUCACCGCACAGGAUAAAGUGACAAAACUUGGCCCGCGCCCAGCCACAGAGACUGUAGUAGAGCCAACGCCUGCAACGCCGCCGGCUCAACCGCCGCCCACCACCACACAGCCACCGAAAACUGAACGAGAGGCUGGUAAAGCCCCGUCACGUGCUGGAGCUUGCCGCGUUUGCUUAAAAGCUUUAAAGCCUGGCGAAGUAUUCCACAUAUGCAAUGGAUGUCAGCACCGAGUUUGCGAAGAUUGUUCAUCAUAUUCUAAACCUGCAAGUGAUGAGGAAGCGAACUCUUGGAGGUGUUCCGUGUGUCGUCGUAAAGCGGGGCCUAGACUUCCUCCAGCAGCACAGGAUAGUACGGAUUCGCUCCUAGAAGUGCCCGUACUUGAGGCUUUACAACGUCGUCAUUCAGAAGCAAGGCUUGGCAGCGGGGGCUCAAGUACUGCUCUCGCCCCGCCACGCUCGCCUGAGUUACGUCGACAUUCUGAUGUUUCACCCGCUUCACUAAAAGAGUUAGAAAAGGGUGGCGGCAGUGUGACACCGAACACAGAGUCGCGUCGGCCGAGUACGGCGACACCGACGCGGCGUCGGUCGGUGCGUGCGCCGGCGCCGCGUCAGAGGUCUGUCGAUGAGGAUCAAAAUGCUUCAGCACCCGCGCUUAAUGCCCCUCCGCCAAUGUCUAGAAGGGCCUCAGCGGUGGACGUAGUGGGUGGGGGUGCUCGUCGCAGUUCAUACCGCCCGGAACCUGACACGACUGAUUCCCCGCCACAAAUCAGCGGCUUAAGCGUCGACGAGGACAGGCCCAUCAGGCGACGAGGCAGCCAACUUCCUGACAUCGCGGCAUUGCAACAAAGAACCGGCGCACUGAGUGCUAUAGCAGCUCUCGCGUCGCGUGCAGAUGUAGAGUCGAGCGCAGCCGCCGCCGCCGCCGCCGCCGCGGCUGCCGCUGCGAGGCAGAUGUCUGUGGAUGCAGAAGCUAUCAAAAUUGUCAUACACGACGUUGAUGAUCGUACCCCAAGACGUGUCACAUUACGACGGGAUCCUAAUGAUAAAGGCCAUCGAUCGCGAGGUUUUGGCAUGAGAGUUGUAGGUGGGAAACCUGACGCGAGUGGUCGACGUGAAGCAGUUAUAGUAUGGACAGUACCUGGUGGACCUGCUGACCUCGUUGGACUACAACAAGGAGAUAAGGUAUUGGAAUGGGGCGGUGUCCCAUUAACGGAACGCAGUUUCGAAGAAGUAUGCGCAGUGUUAGAGCGCGGUGGUGACACAGUGGAGUUACUGGUGGAGCCAGCACCACAGCUCGAUGACCCACAGCCUCCACCCACACACGCGCCUCAUCAUCAUCAUGGAUUAUAUGAACCGGAUACGGACAAGUCACCAUCGUCUCCAACGCGAAGGAAAUUGCCGAAAACCCCGACAGUGGCAUCGAGAAUAGAAGAUGUUUUAGACUGCAAGAAGCCUCGAAGAUCUUAUCGCAGUACAAGUCAAAUGUUGUCGGCGAUCCGCAGUCAACAAAAGCCCGAACAAGAUCGUGCCGAACGUGCUCGCGAGCGUCCACUAGCGCGUGCGCAGUUACAAGUGUGGUUUGAGAACGAAAUUCGCAAACUCGUGGUCGUUCUCAUCGCAGCAGAUGAUUUGCCUCCUCGCGACCACACACUAGGAUAUGGUGACGAACCUGAAGCUUUCGCAAGAAUACGUCUAUUGCCAUCCCUUGAAAGCUGCCCGCCUGUGGAGACUGAUCCAGCAUCGGCCUCGUGCACUCCAGUUUGGAACGCGACGUUGGGCUUUGGAGGACUUACUGCGGACUUGUUAGCUGGUCGUGCGUUAGAACUCACACUAUGGGAUGCGUGUCCUGGCAUCGACCCUGUGCUCAUUGGAGAGUGCACCAUGGAAUUAGAGAAAGCGUUUGCUGAAGAACGUGCAGUUUGGUGGACGCUUGAAGAACGCGGCACCCGCUCAGCUAAUGCUUCACCGCGUGGCUCUCUCACAGGCGCGCGCGCCUUGCGUAGAGGAGACUUUGCUUCUCAACGAUCUGUUUCAGAUGACGUGGACUCAAUCGGAGAAUGCGCAUCUCUCCUUCACCCUGACCACGCGUGGGUGGCGGGCUCACGCCGCGGUUCCUCGCAGUCCGAGACGUUAGAAGUAGAGGUUUAUCAACUCGGAAAAGAUUUCUCACGGUCCUUGCCUGGGUCGAGGAGAUCUUCAUUCCAACAGCAAGAUAAAGAUGGUGGUGUCGAGCCCCCUGUGUGCUCGCGCCGCGAGCGACGUCGAUCUUCUUGCGUGCGGCGUGACCCCGACGACAUCCUGCGUUCUCUGCGCGCCGUCAAGGGCGAGCUCGGGCGCACGCUGUCGCUUUCUGGCUCCACCGCCAGACGCACGGCGACGGGGCGCAAGGGCAGCAUGUGGGCGGCGGUGCCGGCGGCGGCCGCGUGCGACGCGGUGGCGGACGACGACGACGAGGUGCCCCUGGGCCCGGGGCAGUUGCCGCCGCGUAACACGCACCUACCGCCGCUGCAUGCUGAGAUUAACAUCAGCAUUAUCAUGAUUAAGGGACAAUUGGAACUUGAGAUAUCUCACGCACGUCGGGUAUACGGUGUGAACGGCGAGGUACCAGACUCAUAUGUAAAAUGCUAUCUUCGCGAUGGUGAAAAAUGGCUACAUAAGCGCAAAACGAGGGUAGUACGUCGUACUACUGAACCUCAUUUCAAACAGACCUUGAAAUAUCAGGCGUGCGAAGCGCUAGGCCGUACACUAGUGGUGAUGCUCUGGCAACGCUGCGGCGGGUUCGAGCACAACCUGGCGCUCGGUGGGGCAGAGAUCUGCCUCGACAAGCUGACGCUGCCGCAGCGCACGUACGGCUGGUACCCGCUGUUCCCGGCCUCCUCGCUCGCCACCGACGAGUCGCCCGAC
Messenger RNA from Brenthis ino (lesser marbled fritillary), 3030 nucleotides. NCBI's taxonomy places the organism in Eukaryota, Metazoa, Arthropoda, Insecta, Lepidoptera, Nymphalidae. The record is from the annotation of a GenBank genome assembly.